Molecule: messenger RNA, 4044 nt
Organism: Piliocolobus tephrosceles (Ugandan red Colobus)
Lineage: Eukaryota; Metazoa; Chordata; Mammalia; Primates; Cercopithecidae
Gene: CNP
Product: 2',3'-cyclic nucleotide 3' phosphodiesterase
Exons: 4
Coding region: 292-1497 (401 amino acids)
Biological process (GO): cyclic nucleotide catabolic process
Cellular component (GO): membrane; cytoplasm
Molecular function (GO): 2',3'-cyclic-nucleotide 3'-phosphodiesterase activity
Source: RefSeq, a predicted model, not a curated record
AAACGAGGACCCGGGGCUCCGGGCUCGACUUCCGUUUGUCUUGGUAGUCAGGGCAGCCCUGAGAUCUGGAAGAAGCUGGGCGGGGGGUUUCGGAGUGCCGGAGAGGCCGCGGGAGAGGGAAACGGUAGCGUUCCUCAGGAGGGGACUCGGGACCGUCUCAUCACGCGGAACCGCUGCCCCGCGCCCGGGUGCGCGCGGGAGGCGGAGCCAGUUCAGAGGAGGGGACCCUUUACGAACAGAGGCUUCUCCCGAAAAAGCCACACAUUCCUGCCCAAGAUCUUCUUCCACAAGAUGUCAUCCUCAGGGGCCAAGGACAAGCCUGAGCUGCAGUUUCCCUUCCUUCAGGAUGAGGACACGGUGGCCACGCUGCAAGAGUGCAAGACGCUCUUUAUCUUGCGCGGCCUGCCAGGAAGCGGCAAGUCCACGCUGGCACGGGCCAUCGUGGACAAGUACCGUGAUGGCACCAAGAUGGUGUCGGCUGACGCUUACAAGAUCACCCCCGGCGCUCGAGGGGCCUUCUCCGAGGAGUACAAGCGGCUCGAUGAGGACCUGGCUGCCUACUGCCGCCGCCGGGAUAUCAGAAUUCUUGUGCUAGAUGACACCAACCACGAGCGGGAACGGCUGGAGCAGCUCUUUGAAAUGGCCGACCAGUAUCAGUAUCAGGUGGUGCUGGUGGAGCCCAAGACGGCGUGGCGGCUGGACUGUGCCCAGCUCAAGGAGAAGAACCAGUGGCAGCUGUCGGCCGAUGACCUGAAGAAGCUGAAGCCUGGGCUGGAGAAGGACUUCCUGCCGCUCUACUUCGGCUGGUUCCUGUCCAAGAAGAGCUCCGAGAUCCUCCGCAAAGCCGGCCAGGUCUUCCUGGAAGAGCUGGGGAACCACAAGGCCUUCAAGAAGGAGCUGCGACAAUUUGUCCCUGGGGAUGAGCCCAGGGAGAAGAUGGACUUGGUCACCUACUUUGGAAAGAGACCCCCAGGCGUGCUGCACUGCACUACCAAGUUUUGUGACUAUGGGAAGGCUCCCGGGGCAGAGGAGUAUGCUCAACAAGAUGUGGUAAAGAAAUCUUACUCCAAGGCCUUCACACUGACCAUCUCUGCCCUCUUUGUGACACCCAAGACGACUGGGGCCCGGGUGGAGUUGAGUGAGCAGCAGCUGCAGUUGUGGCCGAGUGAUGUGGACAAGCUGUCACCCACUGACAACCUGCCGCGGGGGAGCCGCGCCCACAUCACCCUUGGCUGCGCAGCUGACGUAGAGGCCGUGCAGACGGGCCUUGACCUCUUAGAGAUUCUACGGCAGGAGAAGGGGGGCAGCCGAGGCGAGGAGGUGGGCGAGCUAAGCCGGGGCAAGCUCUAUUCCUUGGGCAAUGGGCGCUGGAUGCUGAACCUGGCCAAGAACAUGGAGGUCAGGGCCAUCUUCACGGGGUACUACGGAAAAGGCAAACCCGUGUCCACGCAAGGCAGCCGGAAGGGGGGCGCCUUGCCGUCCUGCACCAUCAUAUGAGUGUUCUCACCACCACAUAUGCCCCUAGAAGGGAAGGGGAGGAGAGGGAAAUGUGCCCUCUGCUUGAUCCUUGUUUUGUGAUUUUUUUUUUUUUUUUUUUUUUUACUCAAAGUUAACUUACCUGUAACUUUUUAAAAACUUGUAAAAUAACUGACCCUCCCUUCCUGUCCGUCCUCUUCCCCUCUAAUGCUCACACUCCCAACACAAGGUGGGCGAGGAGGCACCAUUCAGGAACCUGGACCAAAGCUAACGAGGCUGGACCAAGCCAGGAAUGGGGCUACAGCCAGAACCCCGAGCCCUACUUCCAGGUUCUGGUUAGCUCAGCCCCAGCCCAGCCGCUCUGCCCAGAGCUGGGCGAGUGGGGAGACACCUCAGAACCCCGCAAAACCCACUGACCAGAGGCAAAAGGCAAUGGGGCUGAGGGUAGUUUUCCAUGGUCACAGAGAACUAGUGGUGGCUUUGAGAAAGGGAGGACCUCUAGGCUUUGAUUCCAUCUCCUUGUCUUUUUUCUUUCUUUGUUUUUAGAGCCAGGGUCCUGCUGUCUCCCAGGCUGGAGUGCAGUGGUGUGAUCAUGGCUCACUGCAGCCUCGAACUCCUGGGCUCAAGCCAUCCUCCUGAGUGAUCCCAUUUCUUAAUCAGCAUAGCCCCAAGAAGGCUGGGGCUAUUUACCAGGGUAGAAAAAGGAGCUUACCUCCCAUCUUUGGUCCUAAGUCCCUGCCCCCUCCCCUGCACACCAUAACUAGGUAACAGUUUGAUAGCUAGGGAAGAAAGCAGAACAGUUAAACAGCCGCCACAUCCCCGCUGGCUGGGGGCCUCACUCCAGGAAGGGGCUGGACUGGCCAUCCUUUCCAGUGGUGUGACUCCGCUGUGUAGAUGGGGAAAUCGAGGCCAGAGGCAGCACCCUGGUGAGGAAGCUCCAGUCCUGCUCUCUACCCAGCCCAUUUUGCCUCCAUGGUGCCUCUGGAGGCCUCUGGGCCUCCUCUAACGGGGGCUGGUGGGCACCAAGAGCCAAUGGAGUAGACCCUGGCUGGUAAGGGCCAAGUCCCACCGGUUGCUUCUGGGAAGGGGUUUCUAACACUGGUCUAUGUGCUUUGGUUCCUGGGGUGCCCUCCACUGCCCUCUAUUCAGUAACAGGGCCUUGCUAAUCAGGUUGUCACUCAACAAAAGUACUUUGGAUUUAAGUUACUAUCCUGGCUUUGCCCAACCUCAGCAACUUGUAAGACUGAUAAUGAAAUAAAUCAUGUUAAUCCUAGCUGUGUGCAGUCUCUCUUACCCUUCUGUGCCCAGCUCAGUCUUCCCUAGGGCUGGGUGUAUUAGGACUGGCUUUGUCCCACAGCUUGGGGCCAUCGGUCCUGUCUCCCCUCUGCUGGCCGGGCACAGCUGUGGUGAGGUUGGGCAGCUGAACAGUGUUGGCUUUCAUGAGGAGGCAGAAAGCAGAGGCUGGCCUCAGACUCAUACAGAAGGUGGGGGUUGGCUGGGUAUGAGGGACAUGGAGCACAAAAGCCUCUCAUCCCCCAUUAACCAGGGCACCAGGCCCACAGGUGUCCUCAGCCCACUGGAUCAGAAAGCUCUCAGUAAGACCUGAAGCUCCUGGUAUGGGUUUCUCCCAGUUCUCUAGGGAAGGCCACCUGUAGGUCACUGCAACUUCAAGCACCAGGGAAGACCUAACAUUUGAGUCCCUUCCAGGCCAUCAGAGGCCUAGACAGCCACAAGGGAAACUUCCCAGGCCUGACUCAGGCAUCAUUUCACCAUGGCUAAGGCACCAGCCGGGGAAGGCUUGAAAGAAAGGGGCAGGAGCUCAGAUGAAGAGAAAUCCUAAGUUACCUUUCUAGGUCAAGGCCUGUCCCUGGCCAUCUCUGAGCUUCAGCUAGAGCUUCAAGUCUCUGUCUAGAGCUCCUGGGAAAGCUACUUACGUUGAACACCAUGCUUGACAGGACAGCAUGGUGCAUGCCGCUGCAUCCGUGAGCAGCGUGUCUCCUGCAUGCAGAAAGGGAGCAGAGGCGGCCAGGGGUUUUUGCUAAAAAUAGUGAGUGGCCAGACCAGAGCUCUGGAGCCACCUGUCCCACUUCAAACAGGUCUGGGGGUCAGGAGGCAGGGUUUUAUCUCGGUCUACCAUCUCCCUCAAACCCACACUGCAACAGGAACUGUGAGAGCCUUUGUAAGUAAACUGCCCUGUCUAGGUCAGUACCCACCUGAGCUUUGGACGCACACAGCUUCUAGUGAUUUCUGGGGCCCCACUGUAAAGUGAGCAUGCUUUCUGAACUCGCUUCUCCGUGACUGAUGUCAGGCUGGGCCCAGCGGCACAGCCAGGGCCUGCCUAGUACUCACAUGCUGCACAGGUCUGGGAGAGGCAGAGUGCCCCACCUGCCACUAGGCUUGGUGCCCACAGCCCACCUGCGGCAGCUUGCUGCACCCGAAGUCCAGGUCGGCCUCAGCUCUGGCUCACAGACUAUGGAGACAAAGCAGAUGCCAGAGCAAAGGGCCAGAAAGGGUCAAAACAUUUUAUUCUCUUCUUUUUUUUCUUUUUUAAUAAAGUUAAACAGUAAA